GGACUCUCCCGCCACCCCUCCGGCUCCCCUUCAGCACGCCUUGAGGCGGCGGCGGCCACCGAGACCGCACCUCACCUUCUCCAACCCUACUCCCCCUCACUCUCCCCGCCCGGCAGGGCCCGGUCUGCGCCCCACCCCCGCCCGUCUUCCCGCUAUACCGCCGCCAUGUCGGCGCAGGCCCAGAUGCGCGCUAUGCUGGACCAGUUGAUGGGCACCUCCCGGGACGGAGAUACUACUCGUCAACGAAUAAAAUUCAGUGAUGACAGAGUCUGCAAGAGUCACCGUCUCAACUGUUGCCCCCAUGAUGUCCUUUCUGGAACUAGAAUGGAUCUUGGAGAAUGUCUGAAAGUCCAUGACCUGGCUUUAAGAGCAGAUUAUGAAAUCGCAUCCAAAGAACAGGAUUUUUUCUUUGAACUUGAUGCCAUGGAUCAUCUGCAGUCAUUCAUUUCAGAUUGUGAUCGAAGAACAGAAGUGGCUAAGAAGAGAUUAGCAUAAACACAAGAAGAAAUUAGUGCUGAAGUGGCAGCGAAAGCAGAACGUGUUCAUGAGUUAAAUGAAGAAAUUGGUAAAUUGUUAGCCAAGGUAGAACAACUAGGAGCUGAAGGGAAUGUGGAAGAAUCUCAGAAAGUAAUGGAUGAGGUAGAGAAAUCACGGGCAAAGAAAAGAGAAGCAGAGGAAGUUUAUCGGAAUUCUAUGCCAGCUUCUAGCUUCCAACAGCAGAAACUUCGAGUCUGUGAAGUCUGCUCUGCCUAUUUAGGGCUUCAUGAUAAUGACAGACGACUGGCUGAUCAUUUUGGGGGUAAACUGCACCUGGGAUUUAUUGAAAUAAGAGAGAAGCUUGAAGAACUAAAGAGAGUUGUAGCUGAGAAGCAGGAAAAAAGAAACCAGGAACGCCUGAAGAGAAGAGAAGAAAGGGAGAGAGAAGAACGAGAGAAGCUGAGGAGGCCCUGAUCACAUAGCAAGAAUCCCAAAAGAUCCAGGUCCAGAGAACAUCGCAGGCACCGGUCUCGCUCCAUGUCACGAGAACGCAAGAGGAGGACUCGAUCCAAGUCUCGGGAGAAACGUCAUCGCCACAGGUCCCGCUCUAGCAGCCGCAGCCGCAGCCGCAGCCACCAGAGAAGCCGACAUAGUUCUAGAGAUAGAAGCAGAGAGCGAUCCAAGAGGAGAUCCUCAAAAGAAAGAUUCAGAGACCAAGACUUAGCAUCACGUGACAGAGACAGGAGUUCAAGAGACAGAUCGCCACGUGAGCGAGAUGGAAAAGCUAAGAAGCGGUCCUAUGAGAGUGCUAAUGGCAGAGCAGAAGACAGGCGGAGCUCGGAAGAGCGGGAAGCAGGGGAGAUCUAAUUAGUGUGUACAUAGCUUCAAUCCUUAAGCUUCCUGUGGAGUUACAUAUACUAUUGUUUAGUUUACAGCUGUUCAGGGUGACAGUGAGCAAGCAGUUCUAGACACUGAUCCAGCCAGGCUAGAUGUACAAUAUCUUAACUUGAUCUGAACUGAAAAUGUUUUCCUGAUGAAGCCUAAAACUACAUCCAUAGUUUCUGGUGAACCUGUAAUACAGUUCUGAAAUACAGUUUUAUAUGAUAAGAUGCUGAUCUCUAUUCUUUCAAGUAGGAGUGAUAGUGAAUGAAUUGUGUUAUUUGCCUUGGGAUCUUUUGACCAUUUGUAAAAUGCUGUCUUCCUUUCUACUCCAAACAGCAACAGCUUUGAGAAUUUUCUUUUUACUUCUUCUCUACCUUUUGUAUCCCCCUAAUACUUGCACCUUCCAACUGUGAAAGAAAGGGAGGGAUAGGGAAGCAAUAUAAUUUCUGUUCUAAGGUUCUAUUCCCAUCAUUAAUUCAUAGUUGAUUAUGAUUCAAGCACUAUACUGGAAUGCGUACUGCCGAAACUUAAAAUACGGGGAUUUUUUUUUGUUUGUUUGAUGGUGCCUAUUUAGAGUUGGAUGUUGAACAGCUGUUGGUAUUACAUACUUUUGCUUUUUUACUGAAAUCUUCAAAUCAGACUUGUCUUGAUUUUUCUGUUCCAUUCAAUUUACUAUGUUUAGGAUGUUCUGAUGGGGGUGGGGGCAGGGACUCUUUCGUAAUAAGCACUUGUUUCAUUUUGUGUGUGUGGAGUAUAAAAGCUACACGCGUAUUGUAAAAAUAAUAA
Perognathus longimembris pacificus (Pacific pocket mouse) is the source of this 2145-nucleotide messenger RNA. Its product is annotated as putative RNA-binding protein Luc7-like 2. The transcript has a single exon. Gene Ontology annotation, cellular component: U2-type prespliceosome; U1 snRNP. The record is from RefSeq and is a predicted model, not a curated record. Bases 166 to 495 code for a protein of 109 amino acids. Lineage: Eukaryota; Metazoa; Chordata; Mammalia; Rodentia; Heteromyidae. Gene Ontology annotation, biological process: mRNA splice site recognition. Gene Ontology annotation, molecular function: mRNA binding.